This is a messenger RNA of Sinocyclocheilus rhinocerous, 1615 nucleotides long. It is a transcript of the gene tp53inp1, whose product is annotated as tumor protein p53 inducible nuclear protein 1. Gene Ontology annotation, cellular component: autophagosome; nucleus. Gene Ontology annotation, biological process: autophagosome assembly; positive regulation of DNA-templated transcription. The record is from RefSeq and is a predicted model, not a curated record. Bases 419 to 1147 code for a protein of 242 amino acids. Lineage: Eukaryota; Metazoa; Chordata; Actinopteri; Cypriniformes; Cyprinidae. The transcript has 4 exons.
AACAAUAACAAAGGGAGCAGUUGAGACCUCGGAGAAGAAACGAAAAAGGAACUGACCGCGAAACUCCGAACUAAAGGGUCCAGAAACUUCUUCCGGGAAGAAUUGUAUUUAUAUAUUUUUAUAUAUCGCACGGCAAAUAAUCUACCUCAACCACUUGAACUGAUCUGUUUUUGUUCUUGAAGUCAACCCUCUUCCUGUUUACAUUACUUUUUGCCGCAGGGCCUGUUUUUGCACAAUCAACAAGAGCUAUGGCUGAAAUUCAUCAGGUGUUCCUCGGCUGAGAAGGAGUAACUAAUGCACUUCAGCACCUUUACCAAGAUCUCAGUGAGCGGCUCCCGCAGCUGAUGACCAAAGAGCCCGACCCUCGCCCACUCCCAGCAGGACUAUCCAACCUCACGCCUCUGCCCCGGACAACACCAUGUUCCAGAGGUUCACCAGCAUCUUGUUUGGAGACUCCCUGGAGGAGGGCAGUGGAUGUCCUGUGGAUCCAGACUUCAAUGAGAAGGAGGAGGACGAUGAGUGGAUUCUGGUCGAUUAUCUAGCGAAGGCCUGCUCCGGUGCAUGUGGAGAUGAUCUGGUGGAGGUGUGCUCUGGCGAUGUCGCUCCCCUGGACUGUCCCGUGCGCUGCUCCUCCUGUUCCUCUCUGGAUUCGGCGGCAGACACUGACGCAGAGGACGGCAACUUCUUACAUCUAGAGGCGACAUGUGGGCUAGAAGAAAGCUGGUUCAUCACCCCUCCGCCGUGUUUCAUGGCUGGAGGCAGAGCUCCGGUCCUGCUGGAGACCAGUCCUCUGGAGAACCUACUGAUCGAGCAUCCCAGCAUGUCUGUGUACGCCUUUCACAGCCCUCGUCAACGACCUGCCAAGGACGGCACCCAUGAGCCAUCCAUUUUAAGAUCUGACAUUCAGCGCCGGCCCAGUCACCCUUCUGGCUGCUACACAGCCGCUCUGGUUGCUGCUCACGCCGGGUUUCUGGAGCAGACCAAGAACGGCCGCUUGGCCCAGCGCAUCCGUGACAACGUGGAGCGCCAGCAGCUGUCCCGCAAUGCUCUCCGUCGCCUCAACCUGCUGCGCGACGGUGGAGCCAGACAGGCUAAAGCCACCGGAGGCUAUGUUCACCAGCCGGGACAGAGGCAGUACAACUACUGAGACAGUCCCCACUGCACUCCCCUGCACGCCACCCCUUCCACACUGGGAGAAUUGGCCUUUCGCCAGAAGGAAUGGAGUCCUUUAGAAUCAAUGCCAUAGGUCACUUUACUUCACAGCAGUUUCCACUCGACCUGAAUGUGUCUGCGUCAUGUUUCCUUUAUAAGCUAUAUCUGAUAGGUUCUGUCUUAUGUUAUGUGUCAUGAAGGUUGAAUAACCAAGUGUUUUGUUAUAGUGAGCAUAAUGUUGUAGUGCUCUGUUUGAGCAUUUGUAGGCAGCUUGGCACUUUCAAUGCCUUUAACUUGUCUUUGCUUUGUUUGUUUUUAAAGCCAUACUAAGUUCGUUCACAUCAGUGAUGAAAUCAUCAGCAGCACUUUUCUGGUUAGGAAGGAACCUGCCUGUGAUUCUGUAGAUCAGUACUUUCUUGCUCUUUGAUUUUUUUUUUCUCUUUAAAAAAAAAGGUAAAGUAUA